This is a messenger RNA of Cylindrotheca closterium, 384 nucleotides long. The record is from the annotation of a GenBank genome assembly. Lineage: Eukaryota; Bacillariophyta; Bacillariophyceae; Bacillariales; Bacillariaceae.
AUGAGAUUGCUGACUCACAAUUAUCUGAUUUCCAAUGUCAAGGGGACCAAGGAAGGAUACCCACUCCAAAUAGAAGCUGAGGAAGUUGUGAUUGAAGAUAGUCCAUUUGAUCAAGAACUAGUGACUGGAAUCUUGCCAAAACUGAACUAUGAGGCUGUCAUUGGGGCCCUGCAUCAGGUGGCCGAUAAAGUAGAACCGAAGCCGGCGGAUAUUCCUGAAAAGCUUCCAGAAGGAGAGAUUGAUACUGCCACAUUGGAAGCGCUUUACCAUGUUCUAUUCAACAUUCAUGUCAUUGAGGGGCAUCUAGUUUGCCCUGAUACGGGUAGAAAGUUUCCAAUUAAGCAAGGGAUCCCAAAUAUGAUCUUGCAUGAAGAUGAAAUCUAA